Messenger RNA from Trematomus bernacchii (emerald rockcod), 1232 nucleotides. It is a transcript of the gene sco2, whose product is annotated as protein SCO2 homolog, mitochondrial. Gene Ontology annotation, biological process: mitochondrial respiratory chain complex IV assembly. Bases 127 to 915 code for a protein of 262 amino acids. Lineage: Eukaryota; Metazoa; Chordata; Actinopteri; Perciformes; Nototheniidae. The transcript has 4 exons. The record is from RefSeq and is a predicted model, not a curated record.
CCUGUAAACAGAAACAGAUCCACUUCCGGUUCAGUUUGUCUCAGUUACAUAUGUUUAAAACUGUUUCUUGUCUCUGAAACAGAAACAUGAGUUCGGAGCUCUCGCGCUGAAGGAAGAAGUGCAGAGAUGUUGGGCCUCAGGUGCAUUGUGGGAGAUGUAGUUCGUGGAGGACUCUUGAGGAGGACAUGUCUCAGACUUCCUCCUCCUCCUCUUCCUCAGCUGACCCAGCGCUGCUUCCUCUCAAAGGGCGGUUCUGGUUCUGGUUCCUCGGCCCGUCUGAAGCUCCGGACCCGCCUCGUCGUCUCUCUGCUGAUCGGAGGCUCCCUAUUGGCCGGCUGGGGCUUCGUUUACCUGGAGAAGCAGCAGCGGCAGCGGCAGAUCCGAUUGGACCAGCUGCGGAAGGUGUCUCUGGGUCAGGGAACCUUCAGCCUGUUGGACCAGACGGGCCGACGCAGAACCAAGCGGGACUUCGUGGGCCGGUGGGUUCUGCUGUACUUCGGGUUCACGCACUGCCCCGACAUCUGCCCCGAGGAGCUGGACAAGCUGAGCAGCGCCGUCACCACGCUGGACCAGGACCCCCUGCUGCCCCCCGUGCAGCCUCUCUUCAUCACGGUGGACCCGCAGCGGGACGACGUGCCGGCGCUGGCCCGCUACGUGCAGGACUUCCACCCCCGCCUGGUGGCCCUCACCGGGACCCCCGAGGAGGUGCAGCACGCGGGCCGGGACUACCGGGUCUACGCCAGCGCCGGGCCCAAGGACGACGACGGGGACUACAUCGUGGACCACACGGUUCUGAUCUACCUGGUCAGCCCCGACGGACUCUUCCUUGACUACUACAACCGGUCCAAGAGCGAGGAGAAGAUCGUGGCGAGCGUCAAGAACCACAUCCAGAACCACAAGGGACUGGACCAGUAGAACCAGAACUACAAGGGACUGGACCAGUAGAACCAGAACUACAAGGGACUGGACCAGUAGAACCUGGAUCUAUAAAGACUAUAAACCAAAUGAAAACAAGAGACAAUGAAAAUAAAAAUAUAUAUAAAAAGUCUUUGUAAAGCGAGAGUAAAUAUAUUACAAAUAUAUAAAUCUGGUAAAAACAAACCUUAUUUGUAAAUAAAGUUUAAAAUAAGGCAAAUUUAAAAUACGAAAAGAAAUAGACGGUAAACAAAAAAAAAAGGCAUAUUUAUUUAAAUGGAUAUACAAAUGUAUUAAAGUUGUUUAAAGGGGACCUA